Molecule: messenger RNA, 627 nt
Organism: Heterobilharzia americana
Lineage: Eukaryota; Metazoa; Platyhelminthes; Trematoda; Strigeidida; Schistosomatidae
Source: the annotation of a GenBank genome assembly
AUGCAACCUCGAGGUCGUCCUUCUCAGACCGGCAAUAAAAACUUUGGACUGGAUGAAUCGCGCAACAGAUUCCAAAUGGAACUGGAGUUUGUACAAUGUCUUGCCAAUCCGAGCUACCUAAACUUCCUUGCACAACAGGGUUGGUUUGAAAAGGCGAAUUUUAUAAAAUAUUUGAAGUACUUACAAUACUGGAAAGAACCCGGGUAUUCAAGGUACCUCAUUUAUCCAUAUUGCCUUCAUAUGCUGGACCUCUUACAACAUGCAGAAUUUCGCUUAGCUCUGGCAAGGGGUCAAAUAUGCCGUAUGAUUGAUGACCAAAUCCUUCUUCAUUGGCAGCAUUAUAUGCGCAAACGUGCUGCUCUAAUAGCCAACAUGUUGAAGAACGAUCCAACCCACUUGACUUUAACACUAAGUUGUGAAAUUUACUGUGCAUCAAUACAUUUUACUUUCCUCAUUGGCUUUCUCCAUAAAUUUAACUUCAUAUGUUACUACCUUUUUAAAAUUCAGGCUACUAGUCACCUGUCUUUAUCUAUGUCAUUGAGCGUAUCCGACUAUUGUUCCCUAACUUAUCUGAGUCAACUGCCAGAUAACCUACACUUCCUUGGUUCCAUCAUGCGAGCUAUGUGA